This is a messenger RNA of Antrostomus carolinensis (chuck-will's-widow), 450 nucleotides long. It is a transcript of the gene GIP, whose product is annotated as gastric inhibitory polypeptide. Gene Ontology annotation, cellular component: extracellular region. NCBI's taxonomy places the organism in Eukaryota, Metazoa, Chordata, Aves, Caprimulgiformes, Caprimulgidae. The transcript has 4 exons. Gene Ontology annotation, biological process: regulation of fatty acid biosynthetic process; response to glucose; regulation of insulin secretion. The coding region runs from base 1 to 450 and encodes 149 amino acids. The record is from RefSeq and is a predicted model, not a curated record. Gene Ontology annotation, molecular function: glucagon receptor binding; hormone activity.
AUGAUGUCUUUCAAAGUUCUCUCUCUGCUCCUCACUUCUCUGGGCUUUGUUUUGAUGGAAGAAAGCGUCUCGGGUGUAAGCAUAAGGACUCCCAGUGCCAGACCAGUGCAAAGACGUUACUCUGAGGCCACCCUGGCAAGUGAUUACAGCCGCACGAUGGACAACAUGCUGAAGAAGAACUUUGUGGAAUGGUUGCUAGCCAGACGGGAGAAGAAAAGCGAUAACAUCAUCGAGACAUACAAGAGAGAAGCUGAGCCCCAAGUAGCAGCUAUGAAUGGUCAAAGAUUGGAUCUGGGCACCCAGGAAGCCAAAGACUUCUUUACCUGGCUUCUGAAAGCCAAGAAAAAUCAAAGUUUUACUUCUCUGGAAGGUUCAGAAGGUUUGAAGGAUGUUUUGGACCAGGAGUUUCUGAAAUGGCUGAUGUCGACUGAUCUCUGCAAAUCAACGUGA